CCCCACGCCCCCCCAUUGUAACAAAGGGCAAGCUGCUCGCAGCAUUGGGCCACGGGGUUGGGAGCCAGUUCGAUCUAUCACUUUCCUGGGGACCGAGGCCGGCAGGACUAACAGUAACGAAGGACCUGCCCUUCCCAGGGCCGGUCCCAGCUCUCCCGGCAGCCUGCGCGCUCCGCCCGCGAGGCGCUGUCACCCGGGCUAGCGCGGAGGGUAAACUCCGGGUCCGGAAGUGGCUUUGCGGUUCCGCCCCUGAAAUCAGCCCUCUUUCCACCUCGAAGACCAGACCUCCGACCGCGAUGUCAGGGCCGCAGGGGCAGGGAAGCCGCGCAACCCUAGGCCUCGCCCAGGCCCACUUCGAGAAGGGCGAGUAUGCGGAGGCCGAGGCGCUGUACUCCGCUUACAUUCGCCAGUGCGCCUGCGCAGCUUCCGCGGGAGCGCCGCCCGGGAGCGAAUGCAGCCCUGAGGAUUUGGCCACUGCGUAUAACAACAGGGGGCAGAUCAAGUACUUCAGGGUUGAUUUCUACGAAGCCAUGGAGGACUACACGUCGGCCAUAGGCGUCCAACCCAAUUUUGAAGUUCCCUAUUACAACCGAGGGUUGAUCCUGUAUAGGCUGGGAUACUUUGAUGAUGCCUUGGAAGAUUUCAAGAAAGUAUUAGACUUAAAUCCUGGAUUUCAAGAUGCGACUUUGAGCUUAAAGCAGACUAUGCUAGACAAAGAAGAAAAACAAAGAAGAAACUAUUGAAAAAUUGAACUUUGAAACAUUAAUUCAUGAUCCAUACAGCUGGCGUCUCACUGUCUCUAGUGUAAAGUAGGUGUUGAGUGAUUUUUAUUUAUAUUUAAGAUAAAAAGCUUCAUACAUGAGCACUAAAAGUUAAAUAGUUGGUUUAAGGUAGUUAAUUUCAGAUUAAGUAUUUAUAUUGAAUAGGUAUGCUUUUUAUAAAGUAUAAAUAAGUAACAACAAUGUAUAAUUAUAUGUGUUCACAGUAAAAUAUGUAAAGAAAUGUGUGAUAUUUUUAGUAAAAUAAUUUUUUGCUAUAUUUUUAGUCCCAAUUUUUUAAUAAAAUUUAUAUCUAUAGAAAAUUUGGAGUAUAAAAUAGUAAACACUCUUUAGAUUCACAAGUCGUUAAAAUUUUCACACUUGCUUUUUCUCUAUAUUUAAAUAUAUAACUUUUUGCUGAACCAUUUGAAAAUAAGUUGCAGACACCAUAAUGCUUUCCCACUAAAUAUUUUAGCCUGCAUCUUCUAAGAAUAGAGACAUCCCCCUUUAUAGCCACAAUGCCAUUAUAAUACCUAAUAAAAUGAACAGUUCUAUAAUGUAAUCCGUACCCGGCCUCAAUUCUAACUUUACCAAUUGUUUCCAAAAUGCAUUGUGUAGAUUUUUAUUCCUGGAUCUGGAGUCAAUCAAAUUACAUUGCAUUUUGUUAUGUC
Molecule: messenger RNA, 1429 nt
Organism: Myotis davidii
Lineage: Eukaryota; Metazoa; Chordata; Mammalia; Chiroptera; Vespertilionidae
Gene: TTC32
Product: tetratricopeptide repeat domain 32
Exons: 3
Coding region: 297-743 (148 amino acids)
Molecular function (GO): protein binding
Source: RefSeq, a predicted model, not a curated record